UAGUCAAGAGUCGGCAGUCUGGGAAAACACACUUAAAAUGUCAGAAUUUUGACAGCAACGCCCCCACUCCAAUAACUAACUGCCUGCCACUUGCCGCAGGUCGCCACUUGCCACGCCCACACACGCAUUAACAAGAGCGCCAAAUUAAGCCAUAAAUUUAGACGGCGCAGACCACCAGCCAUGAGAGAGCAGGACAGGAUAGGGGUAACAGCAGGAGCCCCAGUCUAAACUUGGCUAUAAGUGAAAACGCCUCUGCGCUGUUUUUUUUGUUGUUGUUGCCUGCAGCUGUUGCCCCCUCAAGUUGCAGCUGAGCUGCUCAGCUCGUUUAAUGCAAAACAAAAAUGCAAAAGAAAAACAAAAUUCAAAUUUAAUUAGUCUUCAAGUGAAGAAGUAAUAUUUGUACAAUCUGGUAAAUUUCGCAGCUGCAUGCAAAACCGGGCAGGAAGAGAGCCAGGAAGCCCGGGCAAGGAAGUGGGUUGUAUGAAUCUCUUUCAGGGGGGGACAGACAACAUCCAGUUGUUGUUGUUGCAUUUGCUGUUGCUGUUGUUGAUGAUAUGAAAAUAUGAGCAGCAAGUGGGCUGCGAUGUCAGCGGUGUCAGCAUCCAGUCCGCUCUCCUCUGUCCGUUGUCCGACUGCACACAUCUGCAUUCCAGACGAGUCAACAGCUAUACAGCAAUACAUAUCCAAGUGCAGACGCAGACGCAGUUGCAGAUGCAGAUGCAGAUGCAGACGCAGACCAUGUGGGAUUCAGACGCGACGGCACUUAACGCUCUCUACACUCAGCAAAAUACUCAUGCAAAACUGUGUGUAUUUGUUCAGAAGAAGAUGCAUUUUGGGAACCAGGGCUAUCUUUUUAUAUUUCGCAGAAAUAAUGUUCGCUGAGGCUGUGUCCUAUUUGGUUUUGGUCGGUGCCAGUUUUUAUGGACUUUACGCAUUGACUCCGGCUGAUCAACCUUAUGGUUAUUUGGCAGCCGCAUUUUGUUUUAUCCAUGGACUGAUUUCGCUUGUGCGCACCAUCCAGGGCAGCGAGGAUUGUGCUCGAUCCUAUUUCGUAUCAAUGGCCAUUGUGGAGGUCCUUCCGCUGCCGUUGGCCAACAUUGAGUUCUAUCGGCAAACCUCUCAAUGUGGCUUGGCCUUCAUUCAUGGCAUCUCACUAAUACUGCUGCUCUAUGAUGUGAUGGGCAGCCUGGGUGAUGAUGGGGAUCGUGCCACGGAUACGGUUAAGGAUCUGACGCUGGUGGGUAACAUUAUCUCCGGAACGUAUCUGGGCAUCCAGGAGGAGAAAUAUUUCCAUGUAGGUGCGGCAGCAUCCGCUGGCAUUGCCCGAUUUGGAUCUCAUCUGGUUGGCUAUUUUCUGCCGUCCGCAGAAUCCCAUGUGGAUACACUGAGCCGGGCUGCUAUUAUUGGACUCAUGACAUAUUCGCUGACAAGUAAAUAAACCAAAAGUACUUUCCUUAAUAAAACUGGCAACGCACUCUUUGAAAGAA
Molecule: messenger RNA, 1487 nt
Organism: Drosophila grimshawi
Lineage: Eukaryota; Metazoa; Arthropoda; Insecta; Diptera; Drosophilidae
Exons: 2
Coding region: 563-1438 (291 amino acids)
Source: RefSeq, a predicted model, not a curated record